AGCAGACGGAUCAUCAUAUAGUGCCCGUCGGACGCAGGCUUCUGGUAGCGAUAUCAUGAUGACUUUGCGGUUGCGCUUGUAUACAAAAUAUAAAGUCAACUGGAAAUCACAGCAGCAAGAUCAGGAGCCCGCGAGGAGGAGGAGUCGACGGAAUUCUAAUUUUCUCCGUUCGUCCGUCCGUGCAUUUUCUUGAUACUCUUCAACAUUCUUUCCCUAGUUCUUAAAAAAAAAAAAACGAUGAUUUCCUGUGUCGCGAGAAGAGCCAUCGUGUGUCUUUCCAAGGCUAACCCACGGAGUUGGAAGUCAGCGUCCACCAUGCUCGUGUGUCCAGCAAGAGCGUUUUCUUGGGGCCCUCAAGGCCAUUCUGUCACACUGCUGACCAGCUCUUGCUUACGGUCUCACAGACAGACGCACGGUGUCACGCAGCCAGCAGCCAGCAGGCUGCUGAGGCUCCGGGGUAUCCACUGCUCUGUACCGCAGCCCCAGCAGAAGCGCCGGAAAACCGAGAAGCCCGAGCCGCAAGAACUGGACCUGGUGCGCUAUGACAUGAAGGAACUGACAAAGGGGCCCAAACCAGCAUUAUACCUGGGAUUUUCUGGCCUCAUACCUUUUGUUUCUGCCCCUCUCAUCAUGGCAGUAACGGAACUCUACUUACCUGAUAUAGCUUAUGCCCAGGUUGUUUAUGGGGCAUCUAUAGUGUCAUUUUUGGGUGGCGCUCGCUGGGGUUUUGCACUUCCAGAGGGCAGCCCUGCUAAGCCUGAUUGGAUGAAUCUGGCCAACAGUGUGGUGCCCCCCCUGCUGGCCUGGGUGGCACUCCUAUUCAGGGAUAACAUCACAGAGGCAGCUAUGAUGGUGAUUAUAGGCCUGGGUAUCUCCCUCCACUAUGACUUAUCCCUCUUGCCCACGUAUCCUAGCUGGUUCAAAGCCUUGAGGACUGUUCUCACAGUUGUGGCCACUUUCUCCCUUGUGGCUACUCUUUGCUUAAAAGGAAUGUACCCAGAGAAGAGGCUGAAGUUAGAUGACUAACCUACUGGACUUGAGACAGACAUUCUUUAUCUGAAUCAACAAAACCUUGACAAAUCCUGUAGAAUUUAAAGCCAUGGCAUAGGGUGAUUUACAUGUUUUGAAGUCUGAGAAAUCAGUAAAUAGUAAUGCAAAAUGCAGAGCACUGUCAUUGCAUUGUAAAUAGGAGUUUGUUGUAAAAAUAAAAGUCAGUACCUCCUG
This is a messenger RNA of Scleropages formosus (Asian bonytongue), 1224 nucleotides long. It is a transcript of the gene tmem69, whose product is annotated as transmembrane protein 69. The record is from RefSeq and is a predicted model, not a curated record. NCBI's taxonomy places the organism in Eukaryota, Metazoa, Chordata, Actinopteri, Osteoglossiformes, Osteoglossidae. The transcript is spliced from 3 exons. Bases 238 to 1026 code for a protein of 262 amino acids.